Molecule: messenger RNA, 4480 nt
Organism: Anneissia japonica
Lineage: Eukaryota; Metazoa; Echinodermata; Crinoidea; Comatulida; Comatulidae
Product: zinc finger protein 501-like
Exons: 3
Coding region: 1106-2815 (569 amino acids)
Biological process (GO): regulation of transcription by RNA polymerase II
Cellular component (GO): nucleus
Molecular function (GO): DNA-binding transcription factor activity, RNA polymerase II-specific; RNA polymerase II cis-regulatory region sequence-specific DNA binding
Source: RefSeq, a predicted model, not a curated record
UCGAAUAGUUUCUAUGUUGAACUUACUUUACAUUCCAAAUUGGUGUUUUCCAUUGCUUUAAUUAACAAUCUGUAAGUCAAAUUUUAUCUAAAAUCGAACAAUUUUUCAAUGGCAUUUUGGAUGAUUUGCAAGAUCAUCUGUAUAUGUACGGUACAUAGGCUAAUGGAAACUAAUAAAUGUCUUAUAAAUGAAUAUAUACAACAUAUAAUGCCUGAAAAAUACAAUCCACAAAUGUACUUGUCAACUGUAAUCCACCCCCCCCCCCUCCCCGGGAACCUGGACCAUAGCGGGGCAUUAGUAGGGGCUGAGAAGGGGACGUACGCAUAGUUUUGUCCCUGAAGUGCCGGGACUCGAAAGGGUCUGGAAUUUUACAUGUUGGAGUAGCCGUGGUUUCGGAUGUAGGCACAGUGCUUUCAAAAGGGGUCUGGUCCUACCUAGCCUACACUAGGCCUAGAAAUUCAAUCAGCAAUUGCUGUGUGUUUUGGUAAUUAAACAAUCGCCUACUACCUGUACUCUAGGCCUACCAUCAUGUAAUUUUUUUGGGGGUACAUCUGGAAUUGGAAGGCGCCCCCCCCCCAAUCCCCAGAUACGCCACUGGGUUCAUUGAGUUGCGUUGACUCGAGGCCUACAGUAGACUACUGUACAUCCCUAUGUGCAGUAGGUUUGGUAAACAGGGCAUAUAAAAAAAAAUACAUUCAUCACAGUACAUUCUCUACUGUAUAGACCUUUUUUGGAUUUUGUGUGUGUGUGUGUGCGUGGGGAGGAGGUGAUGAGUAUGCACUCAUCCUGGAUAGGGCCUAUAGAUGAAAAUCAAAGGGCUUGUACAGUGUGUACUACGAGGUUGGUAUUGACACUGUGUGUAAUCUUCAAUAUCAUUAUAUUUAUCAAAUGAUAAUUCAAUACAGUAUAUUUAUUUUUUUUUUUUUAGGAUGCUACAAGGUUUUCACAGCUUUGCCAAGAAGUUCAUUUGAAGAGAAAUUCACAUAAAAUUAAUUGAACUAUUGUUAAUGUAUUGAACUUCCAAAAGUAAAAAAUAAAUAAAACGAUAAUUUGUAGUGUUGAUAUGUUUAUUUAUUUUUUUUAAACUCUGGAACUAUCAUUAAAAAUGUCUGCUGACCACAACACAAAGAAAAAUGUUACAGAAUUAAGUGAAUUAAAAGUAAAUAAACAGGGUGGUUCUAUUAAACUUGGUGAAAAAAAUAAGGAGGAGAGAAUAUAUAAAUGUGAACAUUGUGGAGAAAAAUUUGAUUUAGUUACUUUAAAAACACAUUUGGGAAUCAAAACAGAAGAUGUGCCAUUUCAAUGUAAACAUUGUGAAAAACAAUUUGAGCUCAACAGUGAAUUUGAAAAACAUAUACAGAUGCACACAGAAGGGACACAACAUGAAUGUGAAUAUUGUGGAAAGAAAUUGAAAUACCAUGGUUCUUUUAAAACCCAUUUAAUGUUGCAUGCUGGAGAGGGACCAUAUGAAUGUGAACAUUGUGAAAAGAAAUUUAAUAGAAGCAGUGAUUUAAAACAACAUUUGAGGAUACAUACAGGAGAAAGCCCAUUUGAAUGUGAACGUUGCAGAAAGAAAUUUAAACGGCGUAGCACUUUGAAAACGCAUGUAAGGACACAUACAGGAAAGAGGCCAUAUGAAUGUGAACAUUGUGGAAAGAAAUUUUAUAAAAGUAGUAAUUUAACACAACAUUUGUGGGUACAUGCAAGAAAAAGACCUUAUAAAUGUGAAUAUUGUGGAAAGAGAUUUAAACAGUGUGCAACUUUGAAAAAACAUGUAAGAAUACAUACCAAAGAGACGCCAUAUGAAUGUGAACAUUGUGGAAAAAAAUUUAAACAAUUGUCCACUUUGAAAAGACAUGUAAUUGAACAUACAGGAGAAAGACCAUAUAAAUGUGAACACUGUGAAAAUACAUUUAAAAGUAAUAGACAAUUAAAAGAACAUUUAAGGAUACAUACAGGAGAAAGCCUGUUUGAAUGUGAACAUUGCAGAAAGAAAUUUAAACAGCGUAGCAGUUUGAAAACGCAUUUAAAGACACAUACAGGAGAGAGGCCAUAUGAAUGUGAACAUUGUGGAAAGAAAUUUCAUAGAAAAGCUGGCUUGAAACAACAUUUGAGGAUACACACAGGAGAAAGACCAUUUGAAUGUGAACAUUGUGGAAAGAAAUUUUAUAGAAGUAGUCAUUUAACACAACAUUUGAGGGUACAUACAGGAGAAAGACCUUAUAAAUGUGAAUAUUGUGGAAAGAAAUAUAAACAGUGUGCAACUUUGAAAAAACAUGUAAGGAUACAUACAGGAGAGAGACCAUAUGAAUGUGAACAUUGUGGAAAGAGAUUUAAACAGUGUGCAACUUUGAAAAAACAUGUAAGGAUACAUACAGGAGAGAGACCAUAUGAAUGUGAACAUUGUGGAAAGAAAUUCAAUAAUAGUAAUCAUUUUAAACAGCAUUUUAGGAUACAUACAGGAGAGACUCUAUACGAGUGUGAACAUUGUGGAAAGAAAUGUAGUAGAAGUUAUAAUUUAAAACAACAUUUGAGGAUACAUACGGGAGAGACUCCAUAUGAGUGUGAACAUUGUGGAAAGAAAUGUAGUAGAAGUUAUAAUUUAAAACAACAUUUGAAGAUACAUACAGGAGAAAGACCAUAUGAAUGUGAACAUUGCGGAAAGAAAUUCAAUCGUAGUAAUCAUUUAAAAGAACAUUUGAAGAUACAUACAGGAGAGACUCCAUAUGAGUGUGAACAUUGUGGAAAGAAAUGUAGUAGAAGUUAUAAUUUUAAACGACAUUUGAAGAUACAUACAAGAGAACAUCAAAAAUAAAUAAAAUGAUAAUUUGUACUGUAGUGUUGAUAUGUUAUUGUUAAUUGAUUUAUUUUUUUUUAACCUCUGGAUCUAUCAUUUAAAAUGUGUGCUGACCACAACAUGAAAAUAACUGUAACAGAAUGCAAUGAAUUAAAAGUAAAUGAUCAGGGUGGUUCUAAGAAACUUAGUUAAAAAAAAAAAGAGAGAAUACAAAUGUGAACAUUUUGGAGAAAAAUUUGAUUUUUAUAAACACAUUUGAGAAUGAAAGCAGAUGUGCCAUUUCAAAGCCAUAUGGAUGUGAACAUUGGGAAGAAAUUUAUUAGUAGCCAAUUAAAACAUUUAAGAAUACACAAAAGAGAAAGACCAUUUAAAUGUGAACAUUGUGGAAAGAAUCUUAAGCAGUGUUUCUGUUUGAGAAUGCAUGUAAGAGUACAUACUACAAUACUACACGAGAGACACCAUAUGAAUGUGAACAUUGUGGGGAUAAAUUUAAACAGUGUAGUCCCACCGAUUUAAAAAAACAUGUAAGAAUACAUACAGUACAGUAGAGAGUCCAUAUGAAUGUUAACAUUGUGGAAAGAAAUUUACCAGCCAAUCAAAAGAACAUUAAGACACACAAAGUAUUGUUGAAGCAGCAUUGGAGGAUACAUACAGAAGAGACUCAAUAUACUGUAAACAUGAACUAUUUGUGGAAAGAAACUUCCUCCGUGAAAACGCAUUUAAGGAUACAGAAUACAGGAGAGUGAAGAGGAGAAAGUAAUAGCAAUUUAAAUGGAACCAACACUCAAGGAUACACAAAAAGAGAAAGAAAAUUUGAAUGUGAACAUUGUUGAAACAACAUUUGAGGAUACAUACAAAAGAUACUCUGUAUCUGUUUUGAAAAGAAAUUUAAACAGGAUACCACUGUGAAAACACAUGUAAGGAUACAUGGAGAGUAAACAUAUGAAUGUAAACACAGGAAACUAUUUUGAAUGUAGUAGCAAUUUAAGCCAACAUUUAUGGAUACACAAAGGUGAAAGCCCAUUUGAAUAUGAAUGUUGUUGAAACAACAUUUGUGGCAAAGACAAGCCAAACCAUUCACUAGUCGCAAACCCUAUUUUAGAGAUAAUGAUCAAAAAACAUCCUGGGACAUCAACAUUUUUAAAAUCUAUUUUAUAACACUAAACUAACCUUUAAUCUAAAUUUACCAUUUCUGGCCUGUAGAGGGCCCUGUUGAUACCAGUCCCUACCUGAAAAUAUUUAGUAUGGGUCAUAGUAGAUGUGUGCCUAGUUUCAUGCUUUUAUCAAAAAGUGCAGGAUUAGGUCAGAACUUGUGCCUAAACUGCUGGACUAAGGCUUUAAAAGCUGAUUUCUCAAAUAUAGUAUGUUUUAAUAAACUCCUGUAACUUCAUAAUGAAAUGUCAGAUUUAAAUGAUUCUUUACCAUUUUAUAGCUCUCACUUUUACUGUUUAACCUUGUAUUAACCUUAAAAUUGAUUUUUGCAACAAGUGACUAGCUUUGCUUAGCCGUACAUUUUGAAUAGUAUAGUAGUACCAGGACGUAAUGAUUGACUCUGCAUAUAAUAAUAGAUAAACUUCAGUAACUAACUCUUGUAAAUAAUUGUAAAUAAUUGUAUCAUUUUGUAUUUUCUGUUUUAUUUAUGUCCUUGAUUAAUUUUUAUUAACUUUUAUACUAAUUUUUUCU